Molecule: messenger RNA, 5449 nt
Organism: Quercus lobata
Lineage: Eukaryota; Viridiplantae; Streptophyta; Magnoliopsida; Fagales; Fagaceae
Gene: GTB1
Product: global transcription factor group B1
Exons: 17
Coding region: 211-5181 (1656 amino acids)
Biological process (GO): transcription elongation by RNA polymerase II; transcription elongation-coupled chromatin remodeling; nucleosome organization
Cellular component (GO): transcription elongation factor complex
Molecular function (GO): nucleosome binding; histone binding; nucleic acid binding
Source: RefSeq, a predicted model, not a curated record
AUUUCCCCUAUGUUUUUUCACACACUCGAACCGCCACUAUUUGUUGUCUCGCUCUUGCUUAUACAAAUUCACAUUUCUAUAUAAAUUUCUAUCGUCCCCCAUUACUCUAACAAAAACUCGCACAGUCCUUUCUCAGAUUCUAUCUUUCACACACAUUUCUACGAGCUCAGACUCUUUUCGUCUUCUUUGCCCUAAUUUUCUUCUCCAACAAUGGGCAAAAACGUAGUCUCUGAUGAAGAAGAUGAGGUCGAGGUCGAGGACGAGGACGAGAGGGAACACGUUGAUCGUCGUGGAGGUGGUCGCGAUGAGGAUGAAGAGGACGAAGAAGAUGAAGAAGGGCAGGAUGAAUAUGAGAAGGAUGGAUUUAUAGUGGAUGAUGUUGAUGAAGAGGAGCAAGAUGAAGAAGAGAGGGCAGACAGUGAUGAGGAGAGGCAGAGGAAGAAGAAACGGAAGAAAAAAGAGAAUUAUACACUUGAUGAAGAUGACUAUGAGCUCUUGGAGGACAACAAUAUAACCAUUCCCCGUUGGAAGCAGAGCAAAAAGUUUAAGCGGCUGAAAAAAGCUCAGGGGGUUUCUGAGGAGCCCUCUGGAUUAUCUGAUGAGGAGGAGAUGUUUGGAAGUGGAAAAGGUGGGAGAACUGCAGAGGAGAAGCUUAAGCGUAGUUUAUUUGGUGAUGAUGAAGUAGGUGCUCCGCUUGAGGACAUUGCUGAAGAGGAGGAACAAGCAGAAGAUGAAGAGGAUGGAGACAUUGGUGAGGAGGAUGAAAUGGCUGACUUUAUUGUGGACGAAGAAGAUGAGCACGGAGCUCCUCCCAAGGGAGGGAGGCGGCCAAAGAAAGGAGGGAAUAGGAGGGCGCCUGGAGUUUCCUCAUCAGCUUUGCAGGAAGCUCAUGAAAUAUUCGGUGAUGUUGAUGAACUCCUGCAGCUCCGUAAGCAAGGUUUAGAUUCUACUGAAUGGAGGGAAAGGAGGCUGGAAGAUGAAUUUGAACCAAUUGUUCUUUCUGAGAAGUAUAUGACAGAGAAGGAUGACCAGAUUAAGGAGCUUGACAUCCCAGAAAGAAUGCAGAUAUCUGAGGAGAGCACUGGUUCUCCUCCAUUGGAUGAUAGUAUAGUUGAAGAGACUGCUUGGAUAUAUAAUCAACUCCAAAGUGGUACGGUACCUUUGUUUGGCAAGAGAGGCAUGGGGACUGUUAAGGAAGGGGGGGAUCUGUCUAUUAAGAAAGAUGAUAUCAUGAGAUUUUUGGACCUACUGCAUGUGCAAAAACUAGAUAUCCCCUUUAUUGCUAUGUAUCGAAAGGAGGAGUGCCUAAGUCUCCUGAAAGAUCCUGAACAGCCGGAAGAUGAUGAUGAAAAUCAGGAUAAGAAUGAGAAGACACCUACUCUAAAGUGGCACAAGGUACUUUGGGCAAUUCAAGACUUGGAUAGAAAGUGGCUGCUGCUUCAGAAGCGAAAGAGUGCUCUUCAGUCAUACUACAAUAAGAGAUUUGAGGAAGAAUCUCGGCGUGUAUAUGAUGUAACAAGACUCAAUUUAAAUCAGCAACUCUUUGACUCAAUUAUGAAGUCACUCAAGGCAGCAGGAUCAGAAAGGGAGGUUGAUGAUGUUGACUCCAAGUUUAACUUACAUUUCCCUUCGGGUGAAGUGGGAGUGGAUGAGGGACAAUACAAGAGGCCCAAGAGGAAAUCACUAUACAGUAUUUGCAGUAAAGCUGGUCUAUGGGAGGUUGCAAACAAGUUUGGUUACAGCUCUGAGCAAUUUGGAUUGCAGCUAUCAUUAGAAAAGAUGAGAAAUGAUGAGUUGGAGGAUCCUAAGGAAACACCUGAGGAGAUGGCUUCUAACUUUACAUGUGCAAUGUUUGAGACACCUCAAGCUGUGCUUAAAGGAGCUAGGCACAUGGCAGCUGUGGAGAUAAGUUGUGAGCCAUGUGUUAGGAAACAUGUCCGUAGCAACUUUAUGGAUCAUGCUGUGGUAUCAACUUGUCCAACACCUGAUGGGAAUUUGGCAAUAGAUUCUUUCCAUCAGUUUGCAGGGGUGAAGUGGUUGCGCGAGAAGCCUCUUAGUGCAUUUGAUGAUGCACAAUGGCUCCUCAUUCAGAAGGCUGAAGAGGAAAGGCUUCUUCAGGUUACGGUUAAGAUGCCAGAAAGGGAUCUGGAGAAGUUAAUAAAUGAAUUUAAUGAGUAUUAUCUUAGUGAUGGUGUUAGUAAAUCUGCUCAACUAUGGAAUGAGCAGAGGAAAUUAAUAUUGCAGGAUGCACUUUUUGGGUUUCUUAUGCCCUCCAUGGAGAAAGAAGCAAGAUCUUUGUUGACCAGUAGAGCGAAAAACUGGUUACUUAUGGAGUAUGGGAAUGUUUUGUGGAACAAAGUUUCCGUGGGCCCAUAUCAACGGAAGGAAACUGAUAUUAACUCAGAUGAAGAAGCUGCACCAAGGGUCAUGGCUUGUUGUUGGGGCCCUGGAAAGCCAGCUACUACCUUUGUAAUGUUAGAUUCAUCAGGUGAGGUGCUGGAUGUGCUUUACACUGGGUCCCUCACUUUGCGGUCCCAAAAUGUGAAUGACCAACAACGUAAGAAAAAUGAUCAAGAACGUGUAUUGAAGUUCAUGACAGAUCACCAACCACAUGUUGUUGUUUUAGGAGCUGUAAAUCUCUCUUGUACCCGAUUGAAGGAGGAUAUAUAUGAGAUUAUUUUCAAGAUGGUGGAGGAAAAUCCCAGAGAUGUCGGGCAUGAGAUGGAUGGGUUAAGCAUUGUAUAUGGGGAUGAGAGUCUACCUCGCCUUUAUGAGAACUCUCGGAUUUCAUCUGACCAGCUACCUUCGCAAUCAGGCAUUGUUAAACGGGCUGUCGCUCUCGGGCGAUAUUUGCAAAAUCCUUUGGCAAUGAUUGCGACGCUAUGUGGACCGGGAAGGGAGAUCUUAUCAUGGAAACUUAGUUCCCUAGAGAACUUUUUAAACCCAGAUGAGAAAUAUGGAAUGAUUGAACAGGUUUUGGUAGACGUAACAAACCAAGUGGGUGUUGACAUUAAUUUGGCUAUCAGUCAUGAAUGGUUGUUUGCUCCUCUACAGUUCAUUUCUGGGCUUGGUCCUAGGAAGGCAGCAUCUCUGCAGAGGUCCUUGGUAAGAGCUGGGGCAAUAUUUACUCGAAAGGACUUUGUCACAGUGCAUGGACUUGGUAAAAAGGUGUUUGUCAAUUCGGUUGGUUUCUUGCGUGUCCGGCGGAGUGGAUUGGCUGCUAGCAGCAGCCAGUUCAUUGAUUUGCUAGAUGAUACAAGAAUACAUCCAGAAUCUUAUAAUCUUGCACAAGAGUUGGCCAAAGACGUUUAUGACGAGGACAUAAGAGGUGAUACAAAUGAUGAUGAUGAUGCACUGGAGAUGGCAAUAGAGCAUGUUAGAGAUCGACCUAGUAUUUUGAGAAGCCUUGAUGUUGAUGAAUAUGCUAAUGGCAAGAACCGUGCGAAUAAAAGGGAAACUUUUUAUGACAUAAAAAGGGAACUUAUGCAGGGAUUUCAGGAUUGGCGUAAGCAAUAUGAAGAGCCUAGUCAAGAUGAUGAAUUCUAUAUGAUUUCAGGUGAAACUGAGGAGACCCUUGCUGAGGGAAGAAUUGUGCAAGCCACUGUCCGUAGGGUGCAAGGUCAAAAAGCAAUUUGUGUGCUUGAAUCUGGUUUGACUGGGAUGCUCAUGAAAGAAGACUAUUCAGAUGACUGGAGGGAGGCUGAGUUGUCUGACAGGCUACAUGAAGGUGACAUUCUCACUUGCAAGAUUAAGUCAAUUCAAAAGAAUAGGUACCAGGUCUUCCUAGUUUCUAAAGAGAGUGAGAUGCGAAGUAACCGACUUCAGUAUGUCAGAAACGCCGAUCCAUACUACCAUGAAGACCGAAGCAGGCUACAAAGUGAGCAAGACAAAGCUCGCAAAGAAAAGGAGCUUGCAAAGAAGCAUUUUAAGCCAAGGAUGAUUGUUCAUCCCCGCUUCCAGAAUAUUACCUUAGAUGAAGCAAAGGAGUUCUUGUCUGACAAGGAUCCUGGCGAAAGUAUCAUCAGUCCCAGUCGCCAUGGACCUUCUCAUCUAACUCUAACUCUCAAAGUUUAUGAUGGAGUUUAUGCUCAAAAGGACAUAGUUGAAGGUGGAAAGGAGCACAAGGACAUCACAAGCUUACUUCGUAUUGGGAAGUCAUUGAAAAUUGGGGAGGACACUUUUGAGGAUUUGGAUGAGGUGAUGGAUAGAUAUGUUGAUCCCUUGGUGUCUCACUUGAAAGCAAUGCUAAGUUAUCGAAAGUUCAGGAAGGGCACAAAAGCAGAAGUUGAUGAACUCCUAAGGAUUGAGAAAUCAGAAAAUCCUACGAGGAUAGUUUAUUGUUUUGGCAUCUCACAUGAGCAUCCUGGCACCUUCAUCCUGACCUAUGUAAGGAGUACAAAUCCACACCAUGAGUAUAUUGGUUUAUAUCCAAAGGGAUUUAAAUUCCGGAAAAGGAUGUUUGAGGACAUUGAUCGGCUUGUAGCAUACUUCCAGAGACAUAUUGAUGAUCCUCAGUCAGCACAAUCUCUCAGAUCGAUCGCUGCUAGGGUGCCAAUGCGAAGCCCUGCAACUGGGGGCUCUUCAGGGGCAUCUGGGGGUAGUGGCUGGGGUGGUUCAACCGAUGAGGAUAAUUGGAGGGGUCAAUCUUAUGACAGGGAUCGAUCUUCUACACCUGGUUCAAGAACAGGCCGAAAUGAUUAUAGAAAUGGAGGUGGCCGAGAUGGACAUCCAAGUGGAUUGCCUAGGCCAUAUGGUGGGCGCGGACGUGGUCGAGGUUCGUAUAACAGCAGCAGAGGAAAUAGUUCCGGCAAUGAGAGGCAAGAUUCUGGUUAUGAUGCCCCCAAAUGGGAUUCAACUACCAAGGAUGGAGAAGAUGGUUGGGGCAGUUUUCCUGGUGCUAAAGUUCAAAACUCACCAGGCAGGGAGGCUUUCCCAGGUGGUUGGGGUGGCAGUGGCAGUGGCAGUGGCAGUGGCAGUGGCGGCGGUAAUAGUUGGGGUGGUGGAGCUAGUGGCAAUGAAAAUGCUGGGUGGGGGGAUGCAGGUACAAAUGACGGUGGUACUGAUAAUGGGGGUUCCGGUUGGGGAACUGCACCUAAGAGAAGUUCUUCUCAGUCCCAAGCUGGGAAUGGAUGGUCGGGAGGAAGUGGGGGCGGGGGCGGGGGUGGGGGUGGUGGUUGGUGAAACCACAUGAUAUGCUAAUAUAUCUCCUUUCCUGGUCUCCCACUCCUGACUAAUAGCAGAUGUUUUGAUAUGGCAUCAAAGGUGUGGAACCCUUUUGGGCAUUCACAUCCAGGUGGUGAUGCGAUUAAUUGUAUUGACCUUUACUUGUUAUAAUCUCUGUAUGUAAUUUAUUUAUAAAUGGCACUGAGUUUUCUUUCUAUUUGUUUCUCUACUCUUUCUAAUUGCAUUAUUUCUUGGAUGAGAAAUAUCUCACCCUACUUUUGUAAAA